Solea solea (common sole) is the source of this 7176-nucleotide messenger RNA. RefSeq names its product F-box protein 41 (gene fbxo41). Lineage: Eukaryota; Metazoa; Chordata; Actinopteri; Pleuronectiformes; Soleidae. The record is from RefSeq and is a predicted model, not a curated record. The coding region runs from base 450 to 2948 and encodes 832 amino acids. Gene Ontology annotation, molecular function: protein binding. The transcript has 15 exons.
AUCACACUCUGUAAGAGCUUCCACUAGAAUGAAUGGGGACAUGUAGUCUGUCUGUCUCUGUCCUCCACACACACACACACACACACACACACAGCCUCAGCAGACACAGGCCUGCUGCUGCAGAGAGGAGCUGCGUGACGUCAGAGGAGGCUGCUGGAGCGGUUCCUUGUUGGAGCUGAAAAUGGGGAGACGAUUGCGAGGGCCUGAGCGAGCGGAGCUCUGAAAGAUGAAGUGAACACACCGAUCGAUUGUUGCCGCAAUGUGUGGUCAUGUGACUGAGCCGGGCUCCCCCACUGCACAUGGGAUCUCUCUUCUUAAUGACUUUCCUUAGCUGUCCUGUUUUCACCAUGAGAGGAUCCGUCAGAAGCUUGAUUUCUGUGACCUCAUACUGGCGCUGCCGUUGUGCUGUGUGAGCGCCCCCCCUCCUCCUCCGGCAGUUACUGCACGGAAUGGCCUCUCUGGACCUGCCAUAUCGCUGUCCUCGCUGCGGGGAGCACAAGCGCUUCCGAAGCCUGUCGUCCUUACGUGCCCACCUGGAGUACAACCACACGUACGAGACGCUCUACGUCCUCUCCAAGUCCAACAGUGUGUGCGACGCCGCCGCGUUGCUGCCCCUAGUGGCUGAGGGAGCUCUCCUCACACCUGCCAACAACAACGACCCCUUCGAGCCGCUGCGGCCUUCGGCUUUAAAGGAACGCCGCUUCCCUUGCCGUGAACUUCCUUGUGCGGACGACCUGAGUUUGACCCCGGCUAACUCUAGCACGUCAGCUCGGUAUAUCCCCAAUGUGGAGUUUCCCCUCGGGGAGAUUUUUAUGAAGAAAGCCAUGACAUCUGCAGACCCGAGUACCCAUGGAAACCCCAGCACGGCUGUCGCUGUGGCUGCUAAUGUAGCAGCGAGCGCGGUGGAGGCGGCCUAUGAGGAAGGCCUGGCCAGGCUGAAGGCGCGUGCGUUUGAGCGUCUGGAGCUGGAUGAGAGGCUGGAGAAGUUGUCUGAAGAGGUGGAGCAGAAAAUAGCAGCGCGUGUAGGCCGUCUUCAGGCAGAGCUGGAGAGGAAGAGCUCCGAGCUGGAGCGGGCCAAGCAGGAGAGCGAGCGGCUGAGCCAGGAGAAACAGGACCUGGAGGACAAGGCCUCGGAGCUCUCCAGACAGGUGGACGUCUCUGUGGAAAUGCUCGCUAACCUCAAACAGGAUCUGGUGAACAAGGAGGCAGAGCUCAACCACAAACAGCAGGAGGUCGCUCAGAUUGACCAGUUCCUUCAGGAGACAGCGGCACGGGAAGCCAACGCCAAAGUGCGUCUGCAGCAGUUCAUCGAGGAGCUGCUGGACCGCGCCGACCGCGCCGAGAAGCAACUGCAGAUCAUCAGCAGCUGUGGCACCACACCCAACGGCAGCCUGGGACACUGCAGCCUCCAGGCCUCAAAGGGAAAUGGACGCCAGAGAAACUCCAGCCUUUCUGGAAGCACAAGAGGAAUAUACCAGGUGUCGGACCGACGCUCCUCCCCCAGCACAGGAGCUUCAGGGAGGAUGAAGUCUGUCUCACAGGGAUCCGGCGGUUAUGACAGUGACAGUGUGGAGAUGCACCCCAUGGACGACUGUCCCGAGGCUCAGUACUAUCACAUGCAGUGUCGGCCAGGUGAGGGCGGUUACUCCCCCGGUUGCGGCGGCUCCAGAAACUGGGGCCUCCGCAAACAGGCCAUCCAGAACUGGCAGCGGCGGCCGUACAGGAACAGCACCGAAGGCGAUGAGGGAGACGUGUCGGACGUGGGCUCCAGGACGACGGAGUCCGAAGUGGAGAUGUGGGAACAAGAGAGAAGAGCCGUCGCUGAAGUCCAGCAGUCUGCUGCCCCCUAUCCUCACCACGGCAGGGCAGGGUAUCGCCAUAACGUAGGACGUUCAGAAGUGAUCUACAGCAAGCCAUGUCGUCAUGAGAAAAGCCCGUCCAAAUCCAAUGAGGUGAUCAGUCCGGAGAUCCUGAAGAUGCGUGCAGCUCUCUUCUGCAUCUUCACCUACUUGGACACCAAAACCCUGCUGAGAGCUGCCGAGGUCUGCAGGGACUGGAAGUUUGUGGCUCGUCACCCGGCUGUAUGGACCAGAGUGCUCCUGGAGAACGCUCGCAUUUCUUCCAAGUUCCUGAGCACACUGUCACAGUGGUGCACACAGACACACUCGCUCAUCCUGCAAAACCUCAAACCACGACAGCGAGGCAAGAAGGAAACCAAGGAGGACUAUCUUAAAAGCACACGUGGCUGUCUGGAGGAGGGUCUGGAGGCGCUGCUAAAGGCCACUGGCAGCAACCUGCUGAUACUGAAGAUUUCACACUGCCCCAACCUGCUGACUGAUCGCUCCCUCUGGCUGGCAAGCUGCUACUGCCGAGCUCUGCAGGCUGUGACAUACAGAAGUGCCACAGACCCAGUCGGUCAGGAGGUGAUCUGGGCUCUUGGAGCAGGUUGUAGAGACAUCAUCUCCCUACAGGUGGCGCCACUACAUCCAUGCCAACAACCUGCCCGCUUCAGUAACCGAUGUCUGCAGACGAUUGGAAGAUGUUGGCCACACCUCCGUGCUCUUGGGGUGGGAGGGGCUGGAUGUGGCAUUCAGGGUUUGGCCUCACUGGCGAGGAACUGCAUGCGCCUGCAGGUGCUGGAGUUGGACCAUGUGAGUGAAAUCAACCAGGAGGUGGCAGCAGAGGUGUGCAGAGAAGGUCUGAAAGGUCUGGAGAUGCUGGUGCUGACAUCCACACCGGUCACUCCCAAAGCCCUGCUCCACUUCAACAGUGUUUGCCGUAACCUGAAGUCCAUCGUGGUUCAGAUUGGUAUAGAAGACUACUUUGAGGACCCCAACAGUCCUGAAGCCAGAAAACUGUUUGAUGAGAUGGUUAACAAGCUGCAGGCUCUGAAGAAGAGACCCGGUUUCUCCAAAAUCCUGCACGUGAAAGCAGACAGCCUCUGCUAACACCUUUUGUGCAGACUCUUCAAAUCUUGGCGUGCGGUGCCAUCUUGGCUCCACUCAUUCAAAAAGAUCCAGCUGUUUUUCAGCCCAACCUAUGGAGCUGCAUGCUUCUGCAGCACCAACAGAAACAACAGAGGCUCACCACGAUGAACUAGGACCAAGACUCAAUGUGCAUAUACUCCACAGGUUCACAUGCAAAACAGAAAAAUCACAUUUACUGUUCCAAUGUGGGAAUCAUGAAUGAAAACAAGUCAGGAGGCGUACGUGGUCUAAUAAUCGCACUAAAACGUGACCCGUUUUAAACUUCACAGACUCAGAUAGCCCAAAAAUGAUAAGACCCCAGUUUCUCAGUCCGGUUUUGCUUUCAGCGUAAAAGUGAGUUCAAGAAGCAGCGGCGCUGUAUUUACCUGUCUGCGUCUACAUAACGCCUGAGGCCAGCUUCAGCUUGCGGGCAGCAGCACAUCAUACAGCAGCAAACAUACUUACCACAGUGAAUUAUGUCCGACAGUCAGUGGCUGGUUUAAGAAACGCAAGAAACAGGAGCUUUACGUUUGUUUGUGUGCGUGAAUGAGUGAAUGAGUGAAUGAGUGAAUGCAUAGGUAGACGAGCUGAGAACUGACGAGACGGUUUUCACACGGCGUGUCCUGCACAACUGUAUAUUGAGAACCUGACAAUGGACGACGUGUAACACUUCCUGCUUCCACCCUGAACAGAAACAUGCUGCGGCAGCUCCAGGCACAGCAGAGGACGGCCGACCUUAAAAAAAAACAACAAAAAACAAAAACAACACCUUGACAGUCUAUUAGCCGCUGUAAGGCAAUGAUGCAUUUUGCCGCCUCUUACCAUCCGCUGCUUCCUUCCAGCAUUUUGUCCCAAACCUGGACUCAUCUUUGUAGAUUCAGCGUCUGAUUUUGCUCUUCACUAAGCCUGGGACGUCGGUCCAAAACCCAGUGCCAUUUGGAUCAGUGUCUGUCCUCAUGUCUGUGAGCGUCUUCUCCAAUGUGCCAUAAACAAGGGAAGAGGGGCCGUGUAGGGCAGACGUGAGUUGUGCUCCAUGUGGACUGGGCUCUCCAGGUGCAGAACCAUAGUGGUAGUGUUUAUAUAUCAUCGGGGUUUCAUACUUUCUCAAACUUAACAGUGCCAUUUCUAGUCACAUGGCUUGAUAUGUCUGAGCUCUUGUACAAUCCUUAUUUUUAUUUAUCAGCAGACGUCCUCUGGCUCCCUCUGCUGGUGUUGUUACGCAGCUCUCAGCCAGUGCAGUAUAUGAUGUGUCGACCUUGCCUGCUGUGUUGAUCCAGUCUUCACUGUCACCUUCAAAUUAGCACAAUUCUGGGAUAUAAUUAAGUGUACGAUGCGGAAACUUUGAAGAUGUAUGAGUAGCAAUACUAAUCAGUGCGUGACACUGAGUGUACACUCCUUUAUCUGUGAUCAUUCACCGGGGUGUUCCAACAGUUUAAAGGUGAUAUAAUGUAAAAUAGUGACAUUUUUCGGUGUAUGAUAUGGUUCCCAGUUCAAAACGUUUCAGGAGCGUGGUCACCGAGUUUUUGGACAAAUGGAAAUAAGAUGCUGAGCUUAUACCUCGCGUUCAUGACUGUGUUGUGCACAUUGACAUAAACACACAUACGUGUCCCACUGUCGUUUAUUUUAUAAACAUUUAACCUCUUUGGUUAAUUUUAGCGUGUCAGCAGUGAAGGUCGGCAGCGGCGGAGAAUUAUCACACAACAAUAACACAGCCGAAAAACAAAGUGUGUGAGAGAGAGAGAGAGAGAGAGAGAGAGAGAGAGAGAGAGAGGCUGAAGCUUUCUGUUAUGAAUCCACACCGGAAUGUCUGUGUGGAAGUGGAAAAUCUCCACUGCAGACCCUCGUUUUUCUUCUUCUUCUUCUGUGGUCAAGACGUUUUUGAGAGGGGAAGUGAGGCUUUUUCUGGGUUUGGUAGAGUUCAACAUGAUGAGUUGGGUGAUGGUGGGUGGAGCUACAGACCAAACCAAAACAGUUAGCGGUCUACAAUUGAAAAGUUAUUUUGGGGAACAUACUGGCUGCAUCAUUUGUUUAUCAGUGAAGCCAGUAUUUCAAGUGAGCAUGUUUCCUCCUGUCAUUCUCUGAUGACACGUAGUCUGUCUUAAUACCAAAAUCAAUUUACAAGUGGUCAAUCCCUCUCGGUGCGUCAUCUGCGGCUCUGCAGGAGAUUUUGUCAAGGAUGAUGUCAUCAGGGUCAUCUCGAGAUCGGCGCUAAACGCACUCAAUCCACAUGUGUUUGAAAGAUGUAGGCGUUUACGUGGCAGGGAAGGUCGGAUAAAAGAAAAGGGUUUUCACUCAGUGUGGACUCAAAGUAAGGAUCUUCUCUGGAGAGUUCCCGUAUGAAAGUGCAAUACUAAAGUACUCCUGAUUCUCAGAAAUCACGCACACCGUUUGGAAACAUUGACGAGGACAAUAUCUGUCACCGUGUGCGCCUUGUUUGUUUAUUUAACCUAAAGUAACGUUCAUGCUGCGACAGUUUCUGUAAAUGUGGCUUCACUGAGGAUGACGACGAGAGCUGGGCGUGUUGUAGUCAUGAUGUUUGAGGUUAUUGCACGAGGACAUGUCGUCAUGUUCUUCCCAGUACUGCGUAUUAUAUUAUCCUACAGUGGUUGUGAUUAUCUGCUCUGGGUCCGUCGACAGGGGAAAAAGGUUUGUGGGGAAAAAGGUUUCACAGCAGAGAUGAGACAAAAAAAAAAAAAGCACUUGUUGAUUUUAAGUUUUAGACAAUCCUGCCUUCGCGAUCUGCUACUCUGUAUAUAAUGUUUGUAAAAAAAAAAAAAAGAGAGAGGAAGAAAAACAAACAGGAAAAAAGGACCAACAUUUGAUGUUCUAUAAUAUUAAGGUCAUAAAUAUGAGUGGAAACAGUUGAAGUUUACAGGUCAUUAUUCUGUAAGCGUCGUUUUCUCCAAAGUUGAAUGAAGGAAACAUAGAGAAUUAUAUUAUGUAUAACAGUUAACAGUGUUGACAAUUGAAGUUGUGUAUUAGAUACUUUAUAUUCAAUGUGCAUCAGAGUCAUAUAGAGAUGGAAAUUAUUUAAGAAGAGGAUAAAGAUGAUUAUUCAGCUAUUUAUUUCUAUAUAAAAAAAAAGAGAGCGAUGUGUAUAAUGUUAGCAUGUUUGUGUUCAAGCAUCAAUCAUUAAGUUGCCUUCUUAACUGUUCUGCUACUGUGGCAAAGCAAAUUAUUAGAUGUUUAAAGAGCUUUGAUUGCCUGCAGGUUAAUAACGUUUCACUUUAUUUGAUUCAGUCUGUUGUUGCACUAGUGAGAUAAAAAAAAAAGAAAAGAUAUCAGAUAUUUAUUAUAAGAGUGUUGUUUUCAAUGUUUAGCUAUUUCUCUGUAUUUGACAAAAUAUGAUGCACUUUUUUUCCUGAACACUUUUAUUGGCCUGUUGGGUCAGAAACAGAAGCGUUUUUUGUUUUUUUUCCUGUGAGUGGAACGUCUGGUGCCAUCUACUGGUGAAGUGCGAAAGACUUAACUGUUGGUUUACAUGUCUGGGUUUUUUUUGCAGGAGGACGAUUUCCCCGAAACAUGGCGAUGAUAUAUGAACUUGUGUUUUGUGGAGAGACGUGUGUCGUUGUUUGGGAAGUUACAAAGAGUGAUUUAGGUACAUGCAAGUGCUUUUUUUUUUACGUUCAUAGCCAAUAUGACCUUAUUUUCACCCUCGUAUGAGUUAUUUAUGUCACGCUCAUACCAACAGUUCAGCCAGAAGAAUGUGUUUUCUCUUGAAUUUCCACUUGAUUUCUGAUUAAUUUAUUCAUUCAGCCUGAAGCACCGCCCACAAAGGGAGGCGCUUCCUUAUUCACGUGUAUAUUUAAUUUCUAAUCCUUUGUUGCAGUGACGCCAACUCAUCCAGAUAUUGUCCGUGUGUCCAUGUACCUCUCUGUAAAUAUUUUAUGUAUGAAUGAUUGUAUUCAUGCCCGUUCAUUUGAAUAGUAUUUUACACAUUACCUCAACACUUAUCUGGGCAAUUAAGUGUGCAGUUUGUCUUUGUAGUAUUAUUAUUUUUGAGUUAUUAUUAUUUCUGACUACCAUCACUCGGUAUGCCGAUCGAUCAAUGAACGUCAUACUUGUCGCUAUGGCGACAAAAUGGAUUUUGUUGCUGUAAAAAAACGUUCCCAAAAGCUGAUCCUCCUAACAGUGACUGCAAUAGAUGGAAAUGUUUUGCUACUCAUUUUCACUCGUUUGUUGUCAUCAAUAAAAAUUGCUUUAAAUUGUA